AUAGUUUCCGCCCAAAAAUUUUUAGCCGCACAAUUCUUUUGCAGCUCAAGCAGUGCGCAUUAGCUGUGGAAUCAUAGUUUUAUUUCAAUUAUUUCGACGAGACAGAUUUUCCAACAGUGUCACCAAUGUCCACUCCCGUCGGCCCGGAACCGUGCAACAUGGUCUGCCCCAGUUGCCGCCAGCAGGUUACCACUCGCGUGGAGCCGAAAGCCACCAAAAAGACUCACCUGAUAGCACUGAUUUUGUGCUUCACGUGCCUUUGGCCCUGUGCGUGCUGUCUGUACUGCACCCGAUGCGCCCGGAACUCGGAACACCACUGCCCAUCCUGCAACGCCUACAUUGGCACCUACAAGCGUUGAGGAGUUUCCGCCGGAAGUUGUUUUUUACGUGGACUGCAGCCAGCAUCUGUCCCGAAAUGCAGCCCAUUACUUCUCCCACUUAAAGUAUUGUCAC
Messenger RNA from Drosophila erecta, 453 nucleotides. RefSeq names its product lipopolysaccharide-induced tumor necrosis factor-alpha factor homolog. The record is from RefSeq and is a predicted model, not a curated record. Gene Ontology annotation, molecular function: zinc ion binding. The coding region runs from base 126 to 359 and encodes 77 amino acids. Lineage: Eukaryota; Metazoa; Arthropoda; Insecta; Diptera; Drosophilidae. The transcript has 3 exons.